Molecule: messenger RNA, 2998 nt
Organism: Mytilus californianus (California mussel)
Lineage: Eukaryota; Metazoa; Mollusca; Bivalvia; Mytilida; Mytilidae
Product: ectonucleoside triphosphate diphosphohydrolase 5-like
Exons: 14
Coding region: 171-1592 (473 amino acids)
Biological process (GO): nucleoside diphosphate catabolic process
Cellular component (GO): membrane
Molecular function (GO): GDP phosphatase activity; UDP phosphatase activity
Source: RefSeq, a predicted model, not a curated record
CCAGACAAGAAGACGACGUGUUUGUCAACAACACGGAUAUGUACUUUUUUUAUGAGAACUAGCUCGAGUUCAUAAAUAUUUGGGUAAUGGGAUAUUUUUCUAUGAGAUCAAAUCAUUGAACAGUUGGUACUUGUGAGGAUUUUUAGUUGUACAAAUAUUUAAAGACAUAAAUGGACAAAGAAAACGCAGACAACAUGAAAAAAUCAGCAUCAAUGACACUACUUAGCCAUUCCCAAUCUACAUCAUCAUUCUUAAAUCGGACAAAAUCAUGGAGCAUGUACGAGGUACGAGGGAGAAUGGUCGCAGCUGUAGCUAUAGUUUGUUUGAUUCUGUUAGUUGUGUACAUUGUACCAUCAGCUAACGGCUAUUCAGAUGUAGAAACUGUAGAAUUUGUAGCAAGACGACCUGUGAGGAUGCCGAAACAACCUUCACAGGAUAUUGAUAACAAGCAUGUAAUGGGAACAAGCUCAGAAAUUUAUGCUGUUGUGUUAGAUGCUGGUAGUACAGGGUCAAGAGUUCAUGUGUUCCACUUUAAGCGUACCAAUGGUCCAUUAAAACUAGUGAGAGAAGUAUUUGAGCAAGUUAAACCCGGUUUAUCAAGCUAUGCUGAUGAUCCUAAGAAGGGUGCAGAAAGUAUACGACAAUUACUGAAUAUAGCUUUAGCGGAAGUACCAAGUGAAUUACAGCCCAGGACACCGGUAUCAUUGUUAGCCACAGCUGGUCUGAGGUUAUUACGAGAGGGAGUAGCAGAUACUUUACUGAAAGAGGUACGAAAUUUGAUAAAAGAAUACCCUUUCUUAUUGGAUGAAGAAGAAGAUGUUGAUAUAAUGGAAGGGGCAGAUGAAGGAAUGUUUAGCUGGUUGACAAUUAGUUUUAUGACAGGAGAUUUUCUAUCAGGGAGGAAUAAUGUGGCAGCUUUAGACUUGGGAGGUGGAUCUUCACAGAUAACAUUUAUACCUAAUCAGCAGGAAACAUUGGACACAGUGCCAAAAGACUUCAUAAAAUCAAUGGAAUUGUUUAAGAAGAAAUUAAAUUUGUACACUCACAGUUACCUAGGAUAUGGUUUGAUGUCAACAAGAUUUAAAUUGUUAGGAGGAAAUAAAAAAGAAAAACAACAAAAAUUACAGAGUGUAUGUUUACCAGCAAAUGUUGAAUCUCUUUGGACUUUUGGUGGUGUUCCCUAUAAUGUCAGUGGAGAAUCUCAAAGUUCAUUUAACAGUUGUUACAGUGUAGUGAAAGAUUUUGUAGGACAAAAGAUUCAGGCAGUAUAUGAAUUACAGAAACAUGAGAUCUAUGUUUUCUCUUAUUUCUUUGAUGCAGCUGUAGAUUCACAACUAAUAGAUUCAGAUUUAGGUGGAAAAUUAGUUGUCAAAGAUUUUCUGAGGGCAGCUAAAAGAGCCUUUGAUAAUCCAAGUUCAAAGAAACCAUUUCUUGGGUUAGAUUUACUAUACAUGUAUUCAUUACUACACGAUGGCUACAGAUUGAGGUCAAAAACAAAAGUAACUGUGAUAAAGAAAAUAGAACAUGUAGAAGUUAGCUGGGGUCUUGGUGCUGCAUUUGAACUUUUAUCAGACUCUGGCAUAAUUAGCUGAUAGUGAUCUCAGUUUAUGGAUAAUAAUAGAACAUGUAAAAAGUUUAGCUGGAGACAGUACUGCAUUUCAACUUCAUCUGAAUCAACUGAUAACGAUACAAUUGAAGAAUGCCUGUCAUAAAAAGCAGUAAUUUUACUGAAUAUCAAAUUGAUCAGUGAUCUCUCAUUAAUAGUUAUAGUCUUCGUUGUAUGAUUGGCUACAUAUUUGCCAUAUGGUGCUUUAACAAGGUGUCAUAUCAUAUGAAAACCAGUAACCACUUGCAGCCUUUGCCAUUCUGUAUUAAAGCAACAGGUAAAUCUGAACACUAUUCAUAAUGGUGAUUUUUUUUUAUAAAAAUGCUAUAUUUAUUUAUUUAAACUGUGAAUAUAAGAAUCAAAUGCAUGUCUUGUUAUUUAUAAGUGGUAAAAAGCAAGUGAUGUUGCACAUUUCUUAACAAAAUAAUUAUUCUUCUCUUUUUCAUGUUCCAGCCAAAUUAAGGAAACUGCUAUUUUCAUUUAAAUCCUACUGCAAUUCAAUUUAUAUAAAAAAUUUAUAACACUAAACCUUCACCAGAUUAUUUGUCAGCAUGAAAGGAACCUAUUCUAGUAUUGAUGACGAGAAAAUAAAACCUUAAUCAGCAAACAAAGGUCCUGCAAAAAAAAGUGACUUGUUCUUUGUUUAUAAAAAUGUAUUGAUAUAGGACUUUAAACUAUGCAUAAACACUGGGUACAUCUCAGUUCAUUUGUAUAUUAAAUGAUAUUAUACAUUCCAAAUAUUUGCUCAGCUUUUGGUUUAUAUGUAAAUAGAGCUUUUUAUUUGUAAACUAAGUUUUGUAUUUAACACAAUCCAUUUUGAAUUAAUGACAAUUUAAAAUAUUAUUAUAAGUAAGUUUAAUUUUUUGGUUAAAUUCAUGAUAAUUUAUAACCAAAACCAUACAUGUAUAAACCAGUUUUUCUUGCAAAUGGACUGUUCAAUUGAAAUGUCAUAUUAACUUAGGUAUUCAAGCAAUGAAAUCAAUUCUGUCCAAGGGAAACAACUUGUUUCAAGUGACUUUACCCAAGAUUAACCCUAGUUCAACCUCAGACAUUGUGCAAGACAAUUAAUUGGUUAACACAUGCACUGUUUAGGUUGUAAAAUGAAUUUAAUGUGAAAAGAUUUGUUUAUAUUCAUACCUACAUCAAAUAGUAAUUCUAAUGCAACAUUGUAUGUAAUGUUCAUUUUGAUUGGAUAACGUCACCAAUUUUCAUGGCAUCAAUUCACAAUUGCACUGUUUAGGUUGUAAUAUGAAUUUAAUGUGAAAAGAUUUGUUUAUAUUCAUACCUACAUCAAAUAGUAACUUAUAAAUUGUUUUGAACACAUCAAAAUGCAUGUUUCUAUUUUUGUUGAACCAAAACAUUCAGUGAUUUUUUGUGGGAAUAGAUCUGAAA